GGCUGUGAAACCUUCUCUGCUUGGUCAGCUGAUGCGAAUUCACGUCGUCACACCAAAGGCUCCUGUUUACGUUGUGGUGAACCCACAUAUUCAGCCCCAGCUUACCACGCCGCUGUUUUUCCACUGCGGUCACGAAGUGAAGCUAACGCCUGCCAAGUACUGGACGAUGCGCCUACCGUUCGUCUACUACGGUCCAAAUGGAGUAAUCUUGUCUCCGAGAGAAGGCAAUUCGCCCAUUGGUCGAAGUGAAUUUUUUAUCACGUAUUCCGGCUGCUUGGCAGCCAUGACCAUGCAGGUUUUUGGAAAAAGUUCCGAGAAAGAGCGUCUUUUUUCAAACGAAGAGCCUUUGCUUUUCGAUUACAAUGAUUUUCUGCAAGCUUUUGGAGUCAUCGAGUUCUUGACCUUGAACUGAAU
Molecule: messenger RNA, 414 nt
Organism: Soboliphyme baturini
Lineage: Eukaryota; Metazoa; Nematoda; Enoplea; Dioctophymatida; Soboliphymatidae
Source: the annotation of a GenBank genome assembly